Serinus canaria (Common canary) is the source of this 2159-nucleotide messenger RNA. RefSeq names its product TATA-box binding protein associated factor, RNA polymerase I subunit D (gene TAF1D). Lineage: Eukaryota; Metazoa; Chordata; Aves; Passeriformes; Fringillidae. The transcript is spliced from 16 exons. Bases 247 to 1320 code for a protein of 357 amino acids. Gene Ontology annotation, biological process: regulation of DNA-templated transcription. The record is from RefSeq and is a predicted model, not a curated record. Gene Ontology annotation, cellular component: RNA polymerase transcription factor SL1 complex; nucleoplasm; nucleus.
GUGGAGGCUGGCGCAGGUGUGUUCGUCCGGGCCGGCGGAUCCGCCGCCAUCCGCGCUGCUGGGGCCCGGGACCCCGAAAGCUGGGGGUGAAGGGACAGUCCGGGUGGUGUGGAGUCGUGCCCGAGGACCGGGGCAUGUGGCGGCUGUCGGAAUCUGCGUGCUUUGCUAGCGCAGCAGGCCGGAGCUGAGGUAGAGACCUCGAAGGAUGCUGAGCUGCGACUUUUGAGUACCAGAGCAAACUGAAACAUGACUGAUACAGAUGAAUCCCAGGGUUCUGGCUCUGAUUACUCUGAUGCCCAAGAGCUAAUCAGCCAUCAGCAGGAGGAGCCAUCUGAGGUGUGUUCAUGGCAAAGAAGUACAGGAGCAGAGCAGUCAAGGCAGAAGGUGGCUGCUUCUGGGGAGUCUUCAGACCAUCCUAACAGCAUGUGUAAAUCAUCAGCUGCUUCAACUGAGGUUUUACUGAUCAGCAGUGAUUCAGAAAGUGAUGUCUCUGCUGCUCGUCCUGAGUGCUCCAUUGCACCUUCAAAGCAGAAAAGGCGAUCUCAGUCUUCAAGGCAGCAAGCUGAAUCUGUUACACUAGUACCUGACAAUGAAAGCUCCUCAGACUCUUCACUGUCUCCUCAAAGUCCAGGGAAGCCAUUAGAAGUUUCCAAGCAGCAAAAGUCAAAGUUCAAUUUGAAGGCCAUUUUUGCCUAUCACUUCAGGGGAAGGAAGUUCAAAGCUGCUGCACACCGAAAAUACAAAAUUCGCGAACAGAAGAGGAAGAAGAAAAAGUAUGAGAGCACACAGAUGCCCACAGGGAGGCCCCCACUGACAGCCUCACCUCAGGAACAAAAGAGGAGGCUUCUAGACAGAGGUUUUCAAUUCCCUUUUGUUGAAAAACAUUAUGGAGAGAAACAUAUUCCCUUAAAGAUGGUUCUUGGCUAUGAGCAAGCAGCUGCAAAGGGCUAUUUCAAGUAUAUUGAAGUGCUUAAAUAUGAAGAGCAUCUUAAAAAAGCUUUAAAAGCCCUUCAGGCCAGCGAUGACUUAGAAAAAGAGUGUAUGGUGUUACGGAAACACAAAUACUUAGAUGAUGAAGGCCCCAUUUCCCCUAUUGAGGAGACAGAUGAUGAUGAGGACAGCUUGAAUUCUGAUACUCAGGAACAACUUGAUGCCAGAGUAGUGGAGAACAGCUCUUUCAUUCUAAGCAGCAUAAUUCCCAAGAAAAAAAAGUCAAAGCUGGGAAGACAACAUGCCAAACCACCUGAAGUGAUUGAAAUAGUGGAUGAAGAAGAUGGUGCUGAAGAGAACUCUGUGCCUCUGCAAGGCUCACCUCGGUGAACAGCAGAUGGACAAAUGAGGUGUCAGUGGUCAUUCUUCAGAUACCUUUUCAUGGGCCUGUUUGGUUUAAAACAUUGAUCUGGAGUUCAGCUCUCUACCCAGCUGCUUUUAUGUUGGUUUUGGAAGAUGAAAUACCUCUUUGUUUUCUUGCUGCAUAAGGUAGAGACCUGCGCUAGGAAGCACAUCAGGUUGGCACAGUGUAUGUGGUUCUGAACUCCUCACCAUGAUUACCUUGGUUCAAGGUAAUGAACUGUCUUUAGGAAUGGAAAGCAUGGUAACUGUCAGCUUCUGCUGCUGCUAACAAUAAGCACAUUCACACUGCAGCAGCAGUUGUAACUACUUGGGGAUCUCUUGAGUUCUUAUGGCUGUUUGCUGAUCUGAUUCACAUAUCCUUUACUUCAGUGGACCUCUGUGCAGCAUAGUAGCAAAAGAGGGGCGUUCCUGUGGAUGUGUGGAACAGAUUGGAAAGCCUCUACUCAGGUGAAGUGCACCUGAUGUCCAGUCUGAACUAACAUCUUGGUACUUGGAGAUCAGUGAAGAAUAAAGAUGCAGGCUGCCAUUUCAAAGAAGUCUGAAGCUGCUUCAGGGGUUGCUUUAGGAUAUAGAAUGGACUGCCCUGAGUUAAAAAGAUGAAAGCAAUUUUUUUGACAGGGUCUGCCAGCAAGUUGCUGCGUGUCAGAGGGAUGAGAAACACCACGUAGUAGCUACCUUAGUGAGUGUCAAGAUCCUGGUGAUGUUGCUGCAAGCCUGCUCCAAAGAACUGCACAGCUGUUUCAAAUAAAGAAAAAACCUUCUCAAGAGUUUUUAUUGCAGUUUUUUGAAUUAAACAUUCAUUUUAA